AUGCAGCGCGCUCUGUCCUCAGUGGCGCGAUCUUCGCUCUCCUCCUCCUCCCCAUACUCCAGAUCUGCCGGCAAGAGUUUACAACAACUCCGAUUCGCUCACAAGGAGCUGCGAUUUGGUGUAGAAGGUCGAGCUCAGCUGCUGAAGGGUGUUGAAACACUUUCAAAAGCUGUCGCCACUACCCUCGGUCCCAAGGGUCGCAAUGUGUUGAUUGAAUCAAGCUACGGCUCACCCAAGAUUACUAAAGAUGGUGUCACCGUCGCGAAAGCUGUCGUUCUCCAAGACAAAUUCGAAAACCUCGGCGCCCGCCUGAUCCAGGAUGUCGCCUCGAAGACGAACGAGGUCGCUGGUGACGGUACCACCACCGCGACCGUCCUCGCCAGCUCCAUUUUCUCCGAGACUGUGAAGAACGUCGCUGCAGGAUGCAAUCCCAUGGAUCUGAGAAGAGGUACACAAGCGGCUGUUGAGGCCGUUGUUGACUUCCUGCAAAAGAACAAGAAGGAUAUCACCACAAGCGCCGAAAUCGCUCAGGUCGCUACGAUCUCUGCAAACGGCGAUACCCAUGUUGGCAACCUCAUCUCCAAUGCUAUGGAGAAGGUCGGAAAGGAAGGUGUCAUCACAGUCAAGGAGGGAAAGACAAUUGAAGACGAGCUCGAAAUCACCGAAGGCAUGCGGUUCGAUCGUGGCUUCACCUCCCCCUACUUCAUUACCGACACCAAGUCACAGAAGAUUGAAUUCGAGAAGCCCUUGAUUCUGUUGUCCGAGAAAAAGAUCUCAGCUGUGCAGGACAUCAUUCCUGCUCUCGAAGCCUCGACUCAACUGCGCCGACCUCUCGUCAUUAUCGCUGAAGAUAUCGAUGGCGAAGCUUUGGCCGUCUGUAUCCUCAACAAGCUCCGAGGUCAAUUGCAAGUGGCUGCUGUCAAGGCCCCAGGCUUUGGUGACAACCGCAAGAGUAUCCUUGGUGAUAUUGGUAUCUUGACAAAUGCCACCGUCUUCACUGAUGAGCUCGACAUCAAGCUGGAGAAGGCAACCCCAGACAUGCUCGGAUCCACCGGAAGCAUCACCAUCACCAAGGAGGACACAAUCAUUCUGAACGGUGAAGGAAGCAAGGACGCCAUUGCUCAGAGAUGCGAGCAGAUCCGCGGCGUCAUGGCUGAUCCUACUACCUCUGAAUACGAGAAGGAGAAGCUUCAAGAGCGCCUUGCCAAACUUUCUGGUGGUGUCGCUGUCAUCAAGGUCGGCGGUGCUUCCGAGGUUGAAGUCGGUGAGAAGAAGGACCGUGUCGUGGAUGCGCUCAAUGCCACGCGUGCUGCUGUUGAGGAGGGUAUUCUUCCCGGUGGUGGCACUGCUCUCAUCAAGGCUGCUGCCAACGCCCUCAAGGACGUCAAGCCCACCAACUUCGACCAACAACUCGGUGUCAGCAUCAUCAAGAACGCUAUCACACGCCCAGCGCGCCGAAUCGUGGAAAAUGCCGGCCUUGAAGGCAGCGUUGUCGUUGGCAAGCUCAUGGAUGAGUUUGGUGGCGACUUCAACAAGGGCUUCGACUCUGCCAGCGGUCAAUACGUGGACAUGCUGUCAAAGGGUAUUGUGGAUCCUCUCAAGGUAGUCCGCACCGCUUUGGUCGAUGCAUCCGGCGUUGCUUCGCUGCUUGGUACCACCGAGGUUGCCAUUGUGGAGGCUCCAGAGGAGAAGCCUGCUAUGCCACCCAUGGGCGGUGGAAUGGGCGGCAUGGGUGGCAUGGGAGGCUUCUAA
Molecule: messenger RNA, 1752 nt
Organism: Exophiala spinifera
Lineage: Eukaryota; Fungi; Ascomycota; Eurotiomycetes; Chaetothyriales; Herpotrichiellaceae
Product: hsp60-like protein
Exons: 2
Coding region: 1-1752 (583 amino acids)
Biological process (GO): protein refolding; apoptotic mitochondrial changes; protein import into mitochondrial intermembrane space
Cellular component (GO): mitochondrial inner membrane; mitochondrial matrix
Molecular function (GO): ATP-dependent protein folding chaperone; protein-folding chaperone binding; ATP binding
Source: RefSeq, a predicted model, not a curated record